AUGUCGAACAAAACUUAUCCGUUCGAAAUGAAAGAUAUGACAGCAGACGAGGCAAAGAAGUUGAAACUGUUUACAGGGGAACUUGGAGGUUUUAUUCGCGUUGGACCGAAAGGAUAUAUCGCAACGCACAGAUUUAAAGAAAUGGCCGCUGACAUUUACAACAUGGAGAUAAGAAGUAGUGAUGUGUACGUUGUUACUUACGCCCGAUCCGGCACAACCUGGACUCAAGAGCUAGUGUGGAUGGUGGCAAAUAAUUUGGACUACGAAAAAGCUAAAUCCUUAACACUCACGGAGAGAUUCCCAUUUCUAGAAUUCUCAAUGAUGGUCCACCCAGACAUGACGAAGUUCUUCAAAAAACAGAAAGAAGGUGACAUAGAGAAGCAGAAGCGACUAGAAGUUGUCUCUUCUCAUAUCAUUGACCGCGUAGCAGCUGCACCAUCUCCUCGCUUCAUCAAGACCCAUCUACCACUCACUUUGAUGCCGCCAAAUUUGCUAGAUGCUAAAGUGGUUUAUGUAGCAAGAGACCCGAGAGAUGUCGCUGUCUCCUUCUAUCAUUUGUGCCGAUCUAUGGUAUUUAUGGGAUGGUCAGGCGACUUCAAGUCCUUUUGGGAGUUGUUAAUAAACGACUUGCUAUACUGGACACCGUUCUUCGACCACUUGAAGGAAGCUUGGGAAAAACGCCACCACCCUAAUUUGCUCUUUUUAUUUUAUGAGGAUAUGCAAAAGGACCUUCCAGCGGUGAUAAACCGCGUCGCUGACUUCUUGGGCAAGAAAUACAGCGAUGAGCAAGUGGCACAGCUGUGUGAGCAUCUCAAAGUGGACAGCUUCAAGAAGAAUCCCUCCAUCAACAACGUACAGUUCAAGGAACUUGGUUUGAUGAAACCAAAUGAAGAAUUUGUUAGAAAAGGUAAGUCGGGAGGUUGGCGCGACUACUUCGACGAAGAGAUGACAGCCCAAGCAGAGAAAUGGAUGGAGGAAAACCUGCGCGAUACUGACUUAAGAUUUCCGCAUCUACAAUAG
Molecule: messenger RNA, 1020 nt
Organism: Leptosia nina
Lineage: Eukaryota; Metazoa; Arthropoda; Insecta; Lepidoptera; Pieridae
Source: the annotation of a GenBank genome assembly